CACUGUGAACUCGACAAGUUGAAUCCUUUGUUUAAAUGUAGCUUAAUCCUGAGAAAACAGCUAAAGUCAUAAUUUUAAAUAAACUUAUAAGUACAAUAAUAACUAAGGUGCUGUCUUAAGUAGUGGCACCAGAACUGCGUCGUCAAAUAUACGAUGCGAAAUAGAAACUCAUGAAAAAUGAUCGAGCUUACUGCGUGACCAAGAAAGUAAAACAGUAAAUAUAGAUAUCCGCGAUGUCAUUAUCUGCGGGCCAGCUGGUGCCGCAGUCCACCCGGGCACCUCCCAACAUGACCAUCAAGUUCAGCGGGCCCCACAUUGAGGGCUCCUUCUGCACCUCCAUUGAUUACAACUAUGACCCUAUCAUAAGCGUCAUUUGUGCUAUGUAUAUUGUGUUUGGGAUUGUUUACACAUUAUUUGGUUAUCGAUGUUUUAAAGCCAGCAUGUUUCUGACGGGAUUCACUUUUGGUUCGACAAUAGUGUAUUUGAUAUGUCUCCAGGAUCACCUAAUGCCGCCAUAUGGGAAUGUUUGUGUGGCAUUGUGCGCCGGGCUGUUAUUUGGCCUCAUCACCAUGCUGAUACAGUACGUGGGCCUGUUCAUGACGGGCUUCCACACGGGACUUCUGCUGGCACUUGCUGGACUUGCCGUCUACGACCAUUUUCUGGACAAUAGGCCUACUACGUAUUGGCUUUGCGUUGUGGCGUUGCUCGGUUCCGGCAUAUUCUUCGCGGUCAUCAAUUUGUACUGGAAAAAAGUUGUGACAAUUUUCGGCACGGCGGUGUACGGCGGCGCAGUGAUCGCCACGGCGCUGGACUACUUCCUCGAGAGAAUGAUGAUGCUCAAGUGGUUGUGGGCGCGCGCGAAGCUGGAGCCGGUGGUGGCGCCGCCGUGCCGCCUGUCGUGGCUGGCGCUCGCGGCCUGGCCGGUGGCCGCGCUGCUCGGCCUGUUCGCGCAGGCCGCGCUAACCGCCUCCGGCAUCUACCAUGAACAGAGUAUAGGAGCGCAGAAGCGGCGACUGAAGGCGCAGCAGACGCGGCCGGUUACACGCGAGCAGCGCGCCGAGAUGAAGCAGCGCAAGUACCGCUAUCUGUACCAGGUGCGCACUGCGCACGGCGACGUCAUAUCCCAGUCGUACGUGCAAGCGUUGCAGAAGAAGGCUCAGUGCGGCAACUGGAGCGGCGGCGGUGAGUGCAGCACGCUGCAGAGCGACUCCACGCACCUCACCGUGCUGGCGCCGUCCGAGCACGCGCCGCCCACCGACUCGGACGACGACCUCAACCAGAUCCGGCCCGCUCACUAGCCGACGGCGACGAAUGUUGGUGGCAAGCACACGAGCGAGGUGAGCAAUAAUUUCCCAUUCUAUGUAUCCAGUAUUAUUGUGAAGCACUCAUAUUUAUUAGUGGUUAUAAUUAUUAAUCGUAUUUGUAUCUAAUGUGACUUUAUUAUUGUAUUAUCAAUUACAAUUGACGUGUAUAACUCAAUUGGGGGUUCAAGAUAUUUUGACUUUGAUAAUUGUAUACCUGUUUUAACAAUAUACAUUUCGCUGACCUGACACUGCCAUAGUUUUAUGAUCAGUACGAAAAUAAAACCAAUGUAACGCAGCGACAGCGACAGUAGUUCACUUUGUUGCACAUGUAUGUAUGGUUAUGUAGGUAGGUAGGUAGGUAGAUACGUACAGCUUUGGUCGAAAGUACUGCGUGUUUUUUUAUGUAUAAUAGUAUAUCGAAAAACGUUAAAAAACUGUGUAUAUUAAUUUGCCAUUGACAAUUAAUAAUAUUUUACAGAAAAACAUCACUAUCAAUACUUUUAUCCUAGUCCCGGGACUUCCGGGUUCUUUCUUAAUUAGCUUUAAUUUGUAUUAGAAUAUGAGGUACCUUUGUAAAAUAUACUAUUGACCAAGGCUGUAUACCUAGACAUUACACUUAGAGGUGUGUUUCAAAAUGUUCCUCAUUUCAUAAUAUUCUAUUCUAUGAUAAAACUGAAUAACUGAAUAAAUUUAAUGGAGAUUUGCAGUAGUUUAACGUAACGGGCUUGAACCCCUAUUGUAAAAUAUGGUUGUGUUUGUAAGUUAUUUUCCUGAAGUGUAAUUUGAAGUGACUAAUACGAUAUAGUCGUUUGAGUAAAAGGUGCGUUCGGAUUAUUAGCUAAAUUAAUAUCAGAUAUCGAACUUCACGUUCGAAUAAGUGAGGCCUAAAUUAUUUCCACAGACAAUGUCUGAGAUGUUUAUAAUGUCGAGGCCUACUUGAACAAUAUGCUUAUGCUGAAAACUAUGCACAAAACUGCUUAACUUGAAGGUUGGCAAUCCAGAUUUUUUGAUGUUUCAUAUUUAUUACUUUAUUAUAACAAAUAUUAAGAAUCAUUUCACAUUUGUUACAAUUUUCGGCUUCGUUAAGUUAAGUUGGCAUUUCAGGAUUUUUUUUCUGAAUUGUAUGUUUAUAUAAAGAAAGCUUUAAUUUUAGUGUUUUUUUGAAAGCACAUUGCGAUUUGGAUGUGAUGAACGGGUAAACUCUUAAAAGAGUGUAGAAUAAGUAAAAGUAUGUAAUAAAAUUAUAUUUUACA
Cydia strobilella is the source of this 2557-nucleotide messenger RNA. RefSeq names its product transmembrane protein 198. Lineage: Eukaryota; Metazoa; Arthropoda; Insecta; Lepidoptera; Tortricidae. The coding region runs from base 234 to 1298 and encodes 354 amino acids. The transcript has 10 exons. Gene Ontology annotation, cellular component: plasma membrane. The record is from RefSeq and is a predicted model, not a curated record.